This is a messenger RNA of Pseudopodoces humilis (Tibetan ground-tit), 3602 nucleotides long. NCBI's taxonomy places the organism in Eukaryota, Metazoa, Chordata, Aves, Passeriformes, Paridae. The record is from RefSeq and is a predicted model, not a curated record.
AUGGAGCUGUCGCCGUACGCGCAGGGCGGGUGGCGGCUGCUGGGCGACCCCCGCCGCUUCCCCCGCCGCCCCUUCGCCGCCCUCCUCCGCGCCGCCUUCCGCAGCCUCCUGGAUCACCCGCAGGCCGGGUUGGACGAUCCAGACCUGAAAGAUAUUGACCCUACGGUAUUAAAGCAUUGCCAUGCUGCGGCUGCAACGUGUAUUCUGGAGGCAGGGAAGCAGAAAGCUGACAUAUCUGCUAUAAGCACAUGCCUGGAAGACUGCAAACUGGAUAAAGAGAGAAUAGAACAAUUUUGCACCGAAUAUCAGAAAAACAAGGAUGCAUUGGAAAUCCUAUUGGGAAGCAUAGGCAGAUCUCCUCUGCAUAUAACUGAUGUGUCUUGGCGCUUGGAAUAUCAGAUCAAGAACAAUCAACUUCAUAAAACUUAUCAGCCUUCCUAUUUGGUGACCUUAAACGUAGAGAACAGUGAUUCAGGAUCACACCCAGAUGUUAGUUUUAGUUGUACGAUGGAGCAAUUACAGGAUUUAGUGGGAAAGCUAAAAGAUGCUGCAAAAAGUCUAGAACGAUUGGACCCCGGCGCGGGGGAGCAAGAAAGGAUUCGGUUUAAUCUUGCGGACCCGGGGCGCCUCACGAAAAGCCGGCAGGUUCCACGGAGCGGAGCCGGGUGGCGGCUCCGGCUCGACGGCGCGGCUGCUGCUAGCAUCUCCCGCUCGCCUCGGGCCGCGCCCGGCUCCGCCGUUCUCCGUGGGGCCGCUCGCUCCGCCGGCAGGUGCGGAGGGGCUCCGAGUCGCGGUCCAUCCGCACCUGCCGGCGAGGGAGAGCGGCCCCGCGGAGGAUGCGCGGCGGCGGCCGGUCUCUCGCCGCGGAGCAGGGCUUUUUCCUCUCCGCUCCUCCGCGCCCCAGCGGCGGGCGGCGUCUUAUCCUCGCCGGAGGCGAGCACCGCGAGGGUUUCCCCGGUUCUCUCCCUCCCGCUCCGGCGGCCGUCCGUCCCGCCCGCGGGGUGUGGGGACACCGCGGGUCCCCGCGCCACCGGCUCCUGCCGCCGCUCGGGGCGGAAAAGCUUCCGCGCGGCCCUCGAGGGGACGCGUCGCCUCGACGCCGGCGGCCCCGGGCGGGCGCGGCGGGGCGAGGGGCGCGCGGCAGCGCGCACGCGGUGGCGGAGGCGCGAGGCCGCGGAGCCCCCCGGGGGUCCCUACGCGGCGGGACGGGGCGGCCGGGGAGGGGAGCGCGCAACAAGAACGCGAGAGAGGCCGCGAGGCGGAGCGGGGGGCAGAGGGAGAGACAAUGGGCUGGUGGAGAGAGGACUCAUCCGGACCGGGGAGACUGUGCGCUCCCAGCGCCUGAGCCGCCCGGGCGGCCAACUCGGAGGGAGCGAGAGAGCGAGGGAGCGAGCGAGAAGGGCCCGCGAGGAGCGGAGGAGACCCGGGCGUUCUUUCAUUUCAAGAUGGCCGCUUGGCUCACAUUCAUUUUCUGCUGAACGACUUUUAACUUUCAUUGUCUUUUUUGGCCGCUCCGAUCAUCACCCACCGGCUCCGUUUUCCGGAGCCGCUCCUCGCCACGCCAAAAUGCACCGAACAACCAGAAUCAAAAUAACCGAGCUAAACCCCCAUCUCAUGUGCGUGCUCUGCGGUGGGUACUUCAUUGAUGCAACGACCAUCAUAGAGUGCCUCCACUCCUUCUGUAAGACCUGUAUCGUGCGUUACUUGGAGACCAGCAAGUAUUGUCCUAUCUGUGAUGUCCAAGUUCACAAAACUCGACCGCUUUUGAAUAUAAGGUCAGAUAAAACUCUCCAAGAUAUUGUAUACAAGCUAGUACCAGGCCUUUUCAAAAAUGAAAUGAAAAGAAGAAGGGAUUUUUAUGCUGCUCAUCCGUCGGCUGAUGCUGCCAAUGGCUCUAAUGAAGACAGGGGAGAAGUGGCUGAUGAAGACAAAAGAAUUAUAACAGACGACGAGAUAAUAAGCUUAUCCAUUGAAUUCUUUGACCAGAAUAGACUGGAGCGAAAAGGAAAUAAGGAGAAAGAAAAAUCAAAAGAAGAGGUGAAUGACAAAAGAUACUUGCGCUGCCCAGCAGCAAUGACAGUGAUGCAUCUAAGAAAGUUCUUGCGGAGUAAGAUGGAUAUACCUAACACUUUCCAGAUCGAUGUGAUGUAUGAAGAGGAGCCUCUGAAGGACUACUACACCCUAAUGGAUAUUGCCUACAUCUACACCUGGAGGCGGAAUGGGCCUCUGCCCUUGAAAUACCGCGUCCGACCUACUUGCAAGAGGAUGAAGAUCAGUCACCAGAGGGAAGGGUUGAACAACAGUGGGGAGCUGGAAAGUGACUCUGGGAGCGACAAGGCGAGCAGCCCAGCAGGAGGCAUCCCCUCCACCUCCUCCUGUUUGCCCAGCCCCAGCACACCAGUCCAGUCUCCUCACCCCCAGUUCCCCCACAUCUCCAGCACCAUGAAUGGCACCAGCAGCAGCCCCAGCAGUAACCACCAGUCCUCCUUUACCAACAGAGCUCGGAAAACAUCAAUAAAUGGCUCCUCAGCCACUUCAUCUGGUUGAUGUGCCAACCAGGCUACCACCCUUGCCCCUCCUUUAUAUAGAUCUCUCCAUGCCAUUACAGCUUUAUAGAUGCUAAUCCAUGUGACUAUCAUCCAAAUUGCUUUCUUUUGUAGUAACACUGAACUUGGCUAUAAAAGGCGGACUAGGUGACAUUCAGGAUGGACGUUAAUGGAAACGCAAGUUUGAAAUGUAAAUUGUUUUCAGAGGACUGGGAAGCAAACAAAAGUUACACCUUCACCUGUUAUGAAUGAUGUGGAGUUGUUUCUGUCCCCAUCAUCUGGAGCCAGGAGACUCCAGAAGUCAAUACAAAUCCUGGGAAGUAGUUUGUUAAUCCAGACUAACUCCUCCAUUGCGUUCUCUUUGAUUGUUAUUGUUCUUAUACUGUUUUGUGAACCUGUAGAAAGCAAGUGCUUUUCAUCUUGAAAUCCAACAAAAUUGAAAGAAUAUGCAUAGAAAAAUGCAUAUAUGUAGCCAUGUCACUGUGAAUAACAAUUUUUGCGUAUUAGCCAUUUUGAUUCUUAUGUUGCAUCUUUUACUUCUCUGUUGCUGCGCAGAACCGAUCAAAAGAAAAGUAAACUUCAGUUUUACAAUCUGUAUGCCUAAAAGCGGGUAUUACCGUUUUAUUUACUGACUUGUUUAAAUGAUUCGCUUUUGUAAGAAUCAGAUGGCAUUAUGCUUAUUGUACAAUGCCAUAUUGGUAUAUGACAUAACAGGAAACAGUAUUGUAUGAUAUAUUUAUAAAUACUAUAAAGAAAAUAUUGUGUUUCAUGCACUCAUGAUAUGGUUGUUAAAUUUCUAAACUGGUUCGACCCUUGCAGAUGCCGCCUGUUUGAGCUUUGCUCAUACUGCAAGAAACACGUUGUGUGUGAGAGCUACAGUAUUGGGAAAGCACAUUCAAAUCUCUGAUAACCUGGAGGCAAUUGGCAAUCUUAAAAGGAUUUUACUUGCUUUGUCUUUUUUUUUUUUUUUUCUUCCAAGUGGAAUAUUUUUACUUUACCAAAUGUUGAAGUGAUACAGUGAAAAAAAAAAAUAAAUCAAGGGACAUGGAAGUUUUA